CUUGAGAAAAUGAUCAUGCCGCCGUCUCUCGUACAAAUCGAUGCCAGUGAACCUCUUGACAACAUUAUCGAUGUUAUCGAACGAGAUGGUGGGGUUAUAGUCACUAACUUCCUAUCGCCAGAGCUUUUGAAAGAGUCAAUGGAUGCUAUCGAGCCUUGCUUCUCUGGUCGAAAACUGUAUGACUCGAAGGCCACACAUGAAGAGCUUGGUGCCGACUUCUUUCCAGAAGGGUCCCAACGUGUCUAUGGAUUGUUGGCGAAGAUGCCAGAUCAGUUGACCAAGAUCAUGCGACUUACAGUAUGGCAGGGAAUCAUGGCACACUUCUUGAACGAUGAGUUCGCUUCAUACACGGGAGAGACUCUUGUACCCCAGAAGAGUGGGUACAUGCUGGCGUCGACUGCAGCUCUACGCCUAGUACCAGGUGCUAAGCCUCAACCACUGCAUCGAAUUGCAUAUCAAAUCAGGCCUGACCCUGACAACCCUCUCUUCACGCCGAUGGUUGGAUGCUUGAUUGCAGGGUCGAAGUGUACCUACAAGAACGGCGUAANNGCUACGGCUGUCAUCCCAGGAAGUCAUCUAUGGGGAACAGAUCGGGCUCCUAAGGUAGAUGAGGUGACAUAUGCCGAGAUGGAGCCUGGUUCCGCUCUACUCACGCUUGGUUNCAACAUACCAUGGCGCUGGAGAGAACAAAUGCGGAAAGGACGAUCCCGACGCUUUGCGGACCCUGUUCGCAGUUUUUGGAGAGACUACUACCGUCAAGACCAGGAUGGAGUCAUCUCGACCCCUAUAGAGAUUGCCCGCAAAUUGCCAGAAGAUAUUCUCAGACUGGCAGGAUACUACAAAUCUGUCGGAGGCGUCGGCUAUGUCGAAGAUCAUCAGAAUCCUGUCGAGUUUCUGCAAAGCAAUGAGACCGGUAUUGGAAAGUACGAAACAGGCGCUACCCAAAUGGCGAUUUAG
This is a messenger RNA of Aureobasidium vineae, 957 nucleotides long. The record is from the annotation of a GenBank genome assembly. Lineage: Eukaryota; Fungi; Ascomycota; Dothideomycetes; Dothideales; Saccotheciaceae.